AUGUUCCCUUCCCUUGAAUCCAUAAUUCUUGAGUCAUGUUCAAACUUAAGAAGUUUUUAUUUGGGGCAUGAUACAGUGGAAUAUCCAUGUUUGACAGAACUUACAGUAGAAGGUUGUCCAAAGAUGAUUGCAUUCGCAACUUCGUCUCUAAGAGAGCAGAAUAUAAAGACUAAUGGCAUUGCACCAUUUUUCAGUUAUAAGGUGGUGUUCCCUAACUUAAGAAAAUUGGUAAUCGUUGGCAAUGGGUAUUGGACAACGAUAUGGGACGAUAAACUCACAUUUGAUUCAUCUUGUGAACUAACUCUUCUUGUUGUGAAAAAUUGUGAAAGACUUCUGAAUGUUUUCUCAUUUCAUAUGAUGGGAAAACUUGACAAACUCGAAAAUCUUCAAAUAUUGAACUGUGAAUCCUUGAUAGAAGUAAUUGGGCUUGAUCAUGGACUCAAUUCCACUGAAUCAACCAUCCUGUUUAUAUUUCCUAAAAUAAGAUUCUUGAUACUUCGGUGGCUACCCAAAUUGAAGAAUUUCUAUUCCAGGUCGCAUACUACAAGAUGGCCAUCCUUAAAACAAUUAGAGGUGACAGGAUGCGACAAUGUGGAGAUAUUAGCUAGGGAGUAUUUGAGCUUUUCAGAAACAUUUGGAGAGAGUCAACUGGAAAUUAUCCCUUCUGAACAACCCUUGUUUUGGGUUACUAAGGAUACAUUCUCCAAUUUAAAAUGCUUACUUUUGGGAGCAAAUGGCAUUAUGACGGAGAUAUGCCAUGGACAACUUCCAGCCCAAUAUUUUUGCCAACUAACAGAUCUUCGGCUCAGAAAUAUUCCCAAUAUAUCAGCAACUAUUCUAAACAGUUUUAUUCAGUCUUUACCAAAUCUUGGAUCACUUGUUGUGAGAGAAGCUCCCUUCAAUGAAAUAUUUCAAUGCGAAGGGCUGGAGGGUGAGGAGGAACAUCCAGGGGCACCUGCUCGGUUGACUGAAUUAAUACUUAUAGAACUUCCUGAGUUGACACAUCUCUGGAAGGAAGAAUACCAAGCUGGAGAAGUUUUCAAUAACUUGAGAAUUCUAGAAGUGUGGAAAUGCGACAAAUUGGAGAAUUUAGUGCCAUCUUCUGUGUACUUUAAAAAUUUGACAACUCUGUUAGUGUCAAAUUGUCACAGGCUUAAAAACUUAGUAGCACUGCCAACGGCAAAAAGCAUGGUGGUACUCAAAAAAAUGAGAAUCACUGAUUGCCAAAUGAUAGAAGAAAUCAUAGCUCAUGGAAGUGAUGAUGUGAUGGAUGGCAUCCUGUUCUCCCAACUGGAGUCUUUGGAACUUGGUUGUCUUCCGAGCCUAUCAAGCUUCUGCUCGGGGAAUUAUGCCUUUGGAUUCCCUUCCUUGGAAGAGUUAAUAAUGAGACAGUGUCCAAAGAUGGAAAUUUUCACUAAGGGAGAGUUGAGCACACCGAUGCUGAGGGGAAUACAAUCAACUAAAGGUCAAUAUGUAGGGCAUUGGGAAGGCAAUCUCAAUGCCAUUGUUCAACAGUUGUUUACAGAAAAGGUUUUUCCAAGCUUGGAGGAUUUAGAACUGUCCUCAAUCAACAUUCAGAGAAUCUGGCAUAAAAGACUUCUGGCAACACCUUCUUGUGCUCGAUAUUUAACAUGCUUAACUAUCGAGGGCUGUCACAAUUUAAACUGUACAUUUUCGUCCUCAAUGAUGGAAAGUUUUGCGCAACUCAAGAGGCUUAACAUUGUGAAUUGUGAGAAUGUAGAAAAAGUAAUCUUGAUAGAAGGAUUAGCCAAAGAAGAACUGAUGAGCCAAAAGUUGUUCCGUACACUAGAAUUCCUAUUGCUCAAAGACCUUCCCAAACUGACGAGAUUCUGCCAUGGAAGUUACUUUGAAUUUCCCUUGUUGAGAAUUCUUAGGAUAGAGAGUUGUCUUACAUUAGAUACGUUUGUCUCUGAUGCACAAGGAAACGACUCAGAGAUUGCCUCUCCAACUCUUUUCAAUGAAAAGGUGAUAAUCCAUUACUUUGUUUUAUCUGUAUCAUUACUUUCUCUCCAUUAA
Durio zibethinus is the source of this 2037-nucleotide messenger RNA. The record is from RefSeq and is a predicted model, not a curated record. NCBI's taxonomy places the organism in Eukaryota, Viridiplantae, Streptophyta, Magnoliopsida, Malvales, Malvaceae.